UUGAAUUACACGUGUACCUCAAACAUAGCGAGCAAAAAUACAGUAAACGUAUUUUGAAAGUAUUUCUGUUAAAAUGUUCUGUUGUGCAUCGACGUGGUUUUUCAUUGGCACAUUAUGUGCAAUCUUUAUUCCAAUAAUUCUGACGCUCUAUCUUACUGGGAACAUCGUUGUUUUACCAGAAGUAACGAAGCUUUUACUGGUCGCAGUAUGGUGUUAUAUUGAUGCAUUGCUUAACUUAAUUUUUCCUCGAAAAUGUAAAAGCAUUGAAGGUUUGACGGCAGUCGUUACGGGUGGAGGACAUGGAAUUGGCAAGGAGAUUGCAUUGGGUUUUGCGAGGAGAGGAGUAAAAGUGGUUCUCUGGGACAUCAAUGAAGAAAAUAUGCAGAAAGUUGCAGAUGAAAUCAAAAGUCUUAAUGGUCAAGCAUUUUCAUAUGUCUGUGAUGUCACUGACAAGGAGAAAGUGUAUGAAAUUGCAAGAAAAGUCAAAGAUGAUGUUGGUAAUGUUGAUAUCUUGGUCAAUAAUGCUGGCACUGUUGUUGGAAAGAAUUUGCUCUCAAGCUCUGACAAGGAAAUUGAGAAGACAAUGAAUAUUAAUUUGAUGGCUCACUUUUGGACAAUUAAAGCCUUCCUGAAUGAAAUGCUUGAAAGAGAUUCUGGACAUAUAGUAGCUAUUUCAUCAAUAUUAUCUGUCCUUGGUGCAUGCCAGCUGGUGGAUUACUGUACCUCUAAAUCAGGUGUAUCUAUGAUGAUGGAAUCUUUAAGACAAGAAGUGCUGUCUCAGAAAAAACACGGUGUUCAUUUCACAACAAUUUUACCAUCAAAAGUCAACACUGGAUUAUUUGAAGGUGCUAAAGGAAGAUUCAGUGCAAUUCCACCAACUAUUCAGCCUGAAUAUGCUGCAAAUAGAAUAAUUGAGGCCAUUGAGAGAAACGAAAUAAAGGUUGUCCUUCCUCCGUGGUUUGGAUUGAUCCUUGCACUUAAGCCCUUCCUGCCACAAAAACUGAUAGAUGCAGCCACCAGAUUUGCUGGACUGGAAACAGGAAUGAAAGAGUUUACUGGACACAAGAAAGCAAUUUAAUUUAUAAAUUACUUUUUU
Molecule: messenger RNA, 1096 nt
Organism: Dendronephthya gigantea
Lineage: Eukaryota; Metazoa; Cnidaria; Anthozoa; Malacalcyonacea; Nephtheidae
Product: short-chain dehydrogenase/reductase 3-like
Exons: 5
Coding region: 74-1078 (334 amino acids)
Cellular component (GO): lipid droplet
Molecular function (GO): oxidoreductase activity, acting on the CH-OH group of donors, NAD or NADP as acceptor
Source: RefSeq, a predicted model, not a curated record